Messenger RNA from Schistosoma margrebowiei, 1822 nucleotides. The record is from the annotation of a GenBank genome assembly. NCBI's taxonomy places the organism in Eukaryota, Metazoa, Platyhelminthes, Trematoda, Strigeidida, Schistosomatidae.
AUUGUUUGCGCACCGAAUUGACUUAAUCAGUUGCGAGUUGGAAGUUUCGGUUUCGUGGUGUCUGAGGUCUAUUUUCGAAUGGCAGGUUGCCCUGCACAAGUGCUGCAGAUUGAGCCGAAGUGUGAACUGGUAUUUGAAGGUCCUUUCGUCGAUGUAGUAACUUCUUAUAUCAAAUUGACGAAUCCUUUGGACCGAGCUGUCGGGUUUAAGAUCAAGACAACAGUGCCGAAAUGUUAUUGUGUAAAACCAAGCAACGGAUAUAUAGAACCUCAUCAAACUGUAGAAGUUGCAGUAAUGCUCCAGCCGUUCAGUUACAAUGCCGCAGAAAAAUUUAAUCAUAAGUUCAUGAUUCAGUCUAUCAUUGCUCCUGAUGACCCUCGCCCUGCCAUGGAGCAGUUGUGGAAGGAUGCACCUCUUAGCAAGCUCAUGGAUUCACGGCUCUUUUGUCUUUUGCGUUUGCCUGAUGAGCUUCAUGUUGAACCUAGCCGGGAUUUAGUCUUCGAAGGUCCUUUUGUGAGACCUGUUACAUCUAUUGUGAAACUGACCAACCCUUCUUCACAGUUUGUUUGCUUUAAGAUUAGCGCAUCGUCCCCAGAUCACUUUUUUGCCACCCCCAGUACAGGUGUUAUGUAUCCCCAUGAAAAUUUGGAGGUCUCAGUUGUGUUUCAUCCCGAUGAUUUCGACUUUACAGCAAAAAAUCGUGAGAGAAUGUUAAUUCAAUCUGCCGUUUCUGCGGAAGAAGCAGAUCCAAAAAAAGAUCAAACAGCUUUGAUUAAAGAAGGAAAGGUGACGGAUUAUUACCUAAAAUGUGUGUUCAAAAACACAGGCAUUGUGGAAAGGAUAGAAGUUAGCAAACAACAAACUGCGUCUUCUAAACCUGUACAUGAUACUGGUGCGACCCAGACGGAUAUCGAAAAGUUAAUGGCUGAAAUAUCUGCUCUUCGCCAAGAAAAUGCUGCACUGAAGGAAUCGGAUCUCCAUUUACGACGUACAGCAGCUGUCUCAGAUACAUGUCGAAUGCCUACCGAAUCUGGUGCCAGAUCAAUGCCUAUCAAUGGAAGCCGUCAUCAUAAUCAAGCCAGAGCUGAUACUUUUAGUAACAUCCCACCGAUUUUAUAUUUAAUCACAGCUUUAAUCAUUGGUCUCUUUGUGGGUCGCUUUGUUUUGUAAAUGAUAUGCAAACUUACUACUAUAGUUAUGCUGAAUCAUUGAUAAUAAUAGUAAUAAUUCUUAUCAUUAUCAUUGCGUGAAAUUUCUUCAAAAUUCAUUCAUAUACUUUCUCAGACAUUUUUUUUUUCUCAGUUUGUAUGUGCGUUUAUGUUUAUCUUUACUUAUUAUACAUUUCUGUAUUGAUAAAAGAUUAAUACUAUUUGUUCUAGUUAGUUAUUCAAUAUUUUAUUUUUACCACUUUUCAUGCUUAAAAAAAAAUAUUCCAACAAAUUUCCAUAAAAAGUUUUUCAACUGAAUUAGAAUACUCAUCAAGACAUGUGUAAACUUAAAAAGGUGGGUACUUGUUUUAAUUUACUUUGAGAUAAUUACACUUUUUGUUGUUAUUGUUGUUGUUGUUCUUUUUUCUUCUUUCUGUGGUUAAAUAAAAAAAAACCCGAAUAAUAUAUCAUGUAUUAAAAGUGAAAAAAAAAAAAAAGGGUAAUUAAUCAUCUUAUUAAAGGGUAUGUUUAUAUCACUAAAUUUGUUAUAUUUAUUGUGAUGUGUUAUGUAUUUGUAUGUAUCUUGCUUCACUAUUCCAACUAAUUAGUUAUUAAAUCUGAGGUGUAAUAUCUUGAAAAAUGUUUGAUCUCUUCAAGUGAACCAAUUUUUGUGU